AUGAGUGACAUCUUGAGUAUCACAGGAGAACCGGUCUUCGACGAUCGCAUCGUCAAGAUCGAAACUCACACAUACAAUCCUUACGCUAAUACUACAUUUGGAAAUAGCGACGAGAUACGAAUUCCUAUACAACAACAAGAUCUGUACACGUUACCUUGCGAGAGUUUCCUCUAUAUCGAGGGCAGACUCGAGUCGAAGAAACCAUCGAGCGCGGAAAGCGCAGAGGGCGAAAGCUCGACGAGACUGGUGAACAAUUGCGCGGCGUUUAUGUUCGAGGAGAUUCGCUACGAGCUCGAUGGAGUGGAGAUCGAUCGAAGCAGAAACGUAGGAAUAACGAGCACGAUUAAGAAUUACGCGUCGCUGACGGUCGAGAGAAGCAAUAUAUUGCAAAACGCCGGAUGGGACUUUGCGUCGAAGAGUAAAUUAGUCGAUGAUUUUAACUUUUGCGUACCUCUCAGCGUGUUACUAGGUUUCUGCGAGGAUUACAAGCGCGUCGUGAUUAACGCGCGACAUGAACUCAUCUUGAUACGAGCGCGCAACGAUAACAAUUGCCUGGUAUCACGCGAAUCGUACGAACCUAAGAUCAUUCUAUUGAAGAUACAAUGGCGAAUGCCUCAUGUAGUGUUAAAUGAUAUUAAUAAAUUGGCGCUAUUACGCACAUUGGAUAGCGGAAGAUAUCUGAGUAUCGCUUUUCGUUCAUGGGAUCUAUACGAGUUUCCGCUUUUGCAGAGCACGACUAAACAUUCGUGGGCGGUCAAAGCGGCGACACAGCUCGAGAAACCGCGAUACGUUAUCUUCGCGCUGCAAUCCGGAAGGAAGAACGUUCUACUUCAGGAUCCUUCUAUGUUCGACGAUUGUAAACUAACCAAUGUCAAACUUUAUCUUAAUUCAGAUUUUUAUCCCUAUGACGAUAUGAAUCUGAAUUUCGAAAAAAAUAAAAUCGCGGUACUGUAUGACAUGUAUUCGAAAUUUCGAAAAACGUACUACGGAUGCGACAAAGACGAAGCGCUUUUUAAUUUGGCUAAAUUUAAAACGCUCGGUCCAAUAGUAGUUAUCGAUUGUUCUCGACAGAACGAAUCAAUCAAAAGCGCCACCGUGGACGUUCGUAUAGAGUUCGAUUGCAAAGAGAACGUUCCCUCUAACACUACAGCUUAUUGUCUCAUUAUUCACGAUCGAGUAGUAGAAUAUAAUCCGCUUACUAAUGUCGUGCGCAGAAUCGUGUAG
This is a messenger RNA of Cataglyphis hispanica, 1224 nucleotides long. RefSeq lists its product as uncharacterized. The record is from RefSeq and is a predicted model, not a curated record. Lineage: Eukaryota; Metazoa; Arthropoda; Insecta; Hymenoptera; Formicidae. The transcript has a single exon. Bases 1 to 1224 code for a protein of 407 amino acids.